AUGUUAACGGUAGUGCAAGGAAAAGAGAAGUAUCACUGUACGAUAGAUGAUACCACAUCAGUAGCUGACGUUAAAGCACGGCUCGAAUCUGCCACUGGCGUGCCAGCAAAAGGCCAGCGGCUUCUGGUCAAGGGGAAGGAGCGGGAUGCUUCAGUGGUCCUUUCCUCUAUAGGGGUGAAAGCAGGCUCAAAGAUUAUGCUGCUUUUUACGAAGGAGUAUCAGGCCAAAACGUUUUCGAAGGCGACUGUGUUAAACAAAGAAGCUCCUGACAAUGAUGUUAGGCCGCAGUUCAUGCGCUUACUUGCCAAAGGGAAGGAGGUUAGUGACGGAAGCCGCAUUGAGGAGAUCAUGACAACCCCGCAUGGCACGUUGGAGAUGCUCAUGCUAUUCAAGUAUGGCUACCACAUGCAGGUCGAGGGAUCGGUAUGGCUGAAGCAACGGCAGGAGGAAUUGGACGGCCUCAAGUCGAAAUUGGAACGCAUGGAGAACUCCUUGGAUCACCGGGGAGGGGAUCUUGCCGAGUUUUUGGUCCAACUGACGAAAGUAGGCGAAGUCGUUGAAAGAUAUCUCGAGUCCGUAGAUCAUGUAACAGUGAAUGAAUCACUUCUACCCGAGAUGAAACGGUUAAAAGAAGAACUCUUGGCUGCAGACCAGAAGGUCAAAGAGCUCAAUAGUCGUGUGCCUCUCGUAUGA
This is a messenger RNA of Perkinsus marinus ATCC 50983, 693 nucleotides long. RefSeq lists its product as hypothetical. Bases 1 to 693 code for a protein of 230 amino acids. Gene Ontology annotation, biological process: protein stabilization. The transcript is spliced from 8 exons. Gene Ontology annotation, molecular function: adenyl-nucleotide exchange factor activity; protein-folding chaperone binding. Lineage: Eukaryota; Perkinsozoa; Perkinsida; Perkinsidae. The record is from RefSeq and is a predicted model, not a curated record. Gene Ontology annotation, cellular component: cytoplasm.